Molecule: messenger RNA, 774 nt
Organism: Rhopalosiphum padi (bird cherry-oat aphid)
Lineage: Eukaryota; Metazoa; Arthropoda; Insecta; Hemiptera; Aphididae
Gene: MagR
Product: iron-sulfur cluster assembly 1 homolog, mitochondrial
Exons: 5
Coding region: 185-571 (128 amino acids)
Biological process (GO): iron-sulfur cluster assembly
Cellular component (GO): cytoplasm; mitochondrion
Molecular function (GO): 2 iron, 2 sulfur cluster binding
Source: RefSeq, a predicted model, not a curated record
AUUCAUUUUCAUUGCAUUAUGUUGUGAAUUCGUAAUUCGUGUUAUAACUGAAGAAACUAUUGUUAAAUGUUAUUUUUGUACUUCCGCAGAAAUAUAUUGUGCAAACUGUAAAUUGCGGCCACUGCGUCAACAAAUAACAAUUUAAAAAUGAAUUUAUAAUUCAUAUUACAGCCUAUAGGAUAACAUGGCAGGACGUAUAGUGUCAGCCUCUAUAAGGGCAGUAGCUGGAAGUAGAAAACCUAUUAAGGCUGCUCUCACCUUGACACCAUCGGCUGUUGAUCAACUAAAAAAGAUACUGUCCGGGAAAUCAGACUGUAUUGCUCUUAAAAUUGGCGUUAAACAACGAGGAUGUAAUGGUUUAAGUUAUACACUGGACUAUGCCAGCGAAAAACAUAAAUUAGAUGAAGAAGUUGUACAAGAUGGAAUUCGUGUGUUUAUUGAUAGAAAAGCUCAGUUGACAUUACUUGGAACUGAAAUGGACUUUGUUCAAUCUAAAUUGUCUUCAGAAUUUGUGUUUUAUAAUCCAAACAUUAAAGGAACUUGUGGAUGUGGUGAAAGUUUUAAUAUCUAAACUUAAGAAGUUUCAAACGAGUAUAAAGAAAAGAAAAAACAAGAUGGGAGUGGAUGAAUAGUCAAUGCCAUUAACAUAGUUUUUCAUUUCAAUUAGAUGCAGUAAACUUAUAUUGUUGUCAAUAAUUUAUGUGUUGUACUGUUACUAUUUGAAAAUGUGAAUUGUUAUUUAUUUCAAUUAUUAAAGUUGUUGUGUUUAUUAAA